CCUCACAAACAAUAUCCAGGACCCAGACUACCUUCAUUAACAAUUAACAAUACCAUUUACAUCUGUAAAUUAGGUAUACAUCAUCCAGUUAUAUGUCGUUCCCGCUUCCCAUCAUGCCGUGCGAUAUACAUUUCUACAGUUUUAAGAAGCCGGUUUCAUAAAUGUAUACUUUCUAAAAAAUAAAAAGUAAAGCAUGAUUACCAAAAAGGUUUAUUGCUAGUUGAAAACUUUACCCAAUACCCCGCCGUGACGACUUGAAAUAUAGUCGGCGCUGACCAUUUUUUGACGGUCUCUUAGGAGGCUGAUAUUAUUGUGAAAGUUAGAAGAGGUUAGUCUAUAGUUGAUAGUUUAUGCAUUGUUUACCAUUAGUAGAUAAGUGAUAAAAUAAUACAUGAUUAUAUAUCUAAUAGCUCAGUGGUUAAGGUACUUGUAAUCGGAAGGUUGCGCCUUCUUCGCCUCUCUCAUCGCCCUUCGUAUGCCGCAGACUUGUACUAGUCCAUGUUCCCACUGAUGAUCCCCGCGUUGUAGGAAUCAGUGCGAAAGUUCGGAGUCUGGUUGGGAAACGUCUUGAUGGAGGCUCUUGGGAUCGUAUCAUCCAACGGUUUUUCAAUAAACCCUACUACCGCCUACGUGUACUCGCUGACAUCAUCAGCGAUGACCCAGAACAUAAUCUAUACACGUAACCUUUGACGGAAAUGUCUAAAAGUAAGAGGUACAUUGUAGCUAGCGAUGAUGAAGACAAAAAUAAUCAGUUAAAACGAACCAAACUAGAUACUGUUAAGGAGAGACACGUAGCUGGGGUGAUUCUCGCUCGUGGCGGCAGCAAAGGAAUUCCUCUGAAGAACAUAAAAUUGCUGGCGGGUGUUCCACUGAUCGGAUGGGUUAUACGGGCAGCUAUAGACUCUGAUGUGUUUGACAGUCUGUGGGUAUCCACUGACCACGAUGAGAUUGAGCGGGUUGCAAAGAAAUGGGUUCAAGUACACAGGAGGAGUGCAGAAGUGUCCAAAGAUACAACCAGCUCCCUGGAAACUAUUCAAGAGUUUUGCCGAAUGAACCCAGAGGUGGACAUCAUCUGUAAUAUUCAGGCCACCUCUCCAUGCCUCCACCCACACCACCUUAUACAGGCAGUGGAGAUGGUGACCAAACAAGGCUACAACUCUGUGUUCUCUGUCGAUCGCAGACACCACUUCCGUUGGCAAGAGGUCACCAGAGAAGGGCACCGACACUAAGGCCCUGAACCUGAACCCAGCCAAGAGGCCCCGUCACCAGGACUGGGCUGGGGAGCUCUGUGAAAACGGAUCCUUUUACAUCGCCACCAAAAAACUUAUAGAUGAAGGAGUCCUGCAGGUGAGCUGAGGUCCACAGUGUUCAAGAUGCAGGCAGCAAAUUAAUCUAAUCUCAGAAUUUAAUAUUAAUUUAAUAUUAAUUUAAUUGUUACAAACAUUUAUAACAAUUGUUCAGAUACUCACCUUUAUCACAGGUCUAAUGCCAGUCAGAAGUUUCUGCCCACUCACCACUGUCUAUUGAUGAUGACCUGAGCCUCCUUCUUAUUGCAGAAUAUUAGUUGUCCCAGAAGUUGUUAGUGGUUUAUUAUAUAAUCUUUUAUGAGCUUUAUUUAAAAUAUUGAAAAGGGCAUGAAGUGUGAUCUGUUUGC
Electrophorus electricus (electric eel) is the source of this 1654-nucleotide messenger RNA. RefSeq names its product N-acylneuraminate cytidylyltransferase-like. NCBI's taxonomy places the organism in Eukaryota, Metazoa, Chordata, Actinopteri, Gymnotiformes, Gymnotidae. The record is from RefSeq and is a predicted model, not a curated record. Gene Ontology annotation, molecular function: N-acylneuraminate cytidylyltransferase activity.